Molecule: messenger RNA, 2206 nt
Organism: Rubroshorea leprosula
Lineage: Eukaryota; Viridiplantae; Streptophyta; Magnoliopsida; Malvales; Dipterocarpaceae
Source: the annotation of a GenBank genome assembly
AACUUGGAAAACUAAAGAUGGGUUCCUGUUAGGAAUCAAUGGCCGUGACAACUUUACCUUCCCAAGCAUUCCCAUGUGUCUCCAUUAUUGUGUUCUUUUCUUUCUUUUACCCUCUCUAACUUAAUCAUGGACUGUUGGACAUGGUUUAUAAAUAUCCUCCUUUCCCAUGAUUUUUGUGUAUAAAUACCCAUUUCCUCUGGGUAGAUAUUUCAUAUUUCAUAUUUCAACUCAAAGAACAGAGGAGGGGUUGUGGAGGUAAAAAAAAAAACCACAUAGAGAGAUGGCAAUUGGGCAAGUUAAGGAUGUAGAGAGAGGGGAAAUCAAUGACCUUGGGGAUUUGGAGAGGCCAUUGAUAGAGGAAGAGAAUGUUGUUGGGUGUGAAAAGAACGAUGAGGGUGCUGCUGCUGACAGUGGAUCCAUUUGGAUGGUUUUGCUCUGCACAUUUGUUGCUGUUUGUGGCUCCUUUGAAUUUGGAUCUUGUGAACCAAAAACUAGAAAACGAAAAACAAAAAAGAAAAAAAAGGUUUGUUUAGCUUAAGUAAUUCUUUUGGCAGGUGGGCUAUUCAGCACCUACUCAGUCUGCUAUCAGGGAAGAUCUUAAUCUGUCUGUUGCUGAGUUCUCUGUGUUUGGCUCUAUAUUAACCAUUGGUGCAAUGAUUGGUGCUGUAACAAGUGGUAGGAUUGCAGACUUGAUUGGUCGAAAAGGGGCUAUGAGAAUGGCGGCUUGCUUCUGCAUUGCAGGAUGGUUUGCUGUGUAUUUCUCUAAGGGGGCUCUGUCACUUGAUGUUGGAAGGUUCUCAACAGGAUAUGGAAUUGGAGUAUUCUCUUUUGUGGUUCCAAUAUUUAUAGCUGAAAUCGCUCCUAAGAAUCUCCGUGGAGGACUCACAACAUUGAAUCAGCUUUUGAUUGUUACCGGUUCAUCUACUGCAUUCUUAAUUGGAUCAGUGAUAUCAUGGAGAGCACUGGCUUUGACUGGACUUAUCCCCUGUGUUCUCUUGCUUAUUGGACUCUUUUUGGUUCCUGAAUCACCCAGAUGGCUGGCAAAGGUUGGCCAUUACAAUGAAUUUCAUAUUGCCCUUCGAAAACUUCGUGGCGAAAAUGCUGAUAUCACUAAAGAAGCUGCUGAAAUCCAAGAAUACAUUGAAACUCUUGAAAGCCUUCCAAAAGCUAAAAUAUUGGAAUUGUUUCAACAAAAAUAUAUCCGCUCUGUGAUUAUUGGAGUGGGAUUAAUGGUGUUCCAACAAUUUGGAGGCAUUAAUGGAAUAGGUUUCUAUGCAAGUGAAACUUUUGCAUCAGUAGGACCUUCAGCAGGCAAAAUUGGAACCAUAGCUUAUGCUUGCAUUCAAGUUCCCAUAACUGUUAUAGGAGCAAUGUUAAUUGAUAAGUCUGGAAGAAGACCACUCAUGAUGGUUUCUGCAGCUGGGACAUUUCUUGGCUGCUUCAUGGCAGGCACUUCCUUCUAUCUCAAGGCCCAUGAUUUGUUGCUUGGAUGGGUACCAGUAUUAGCUAUUGGUGGAGUACUGUUUUACAUAGCAUCUUUCUCAAUUGGAAUGGGAGCAAUUCCUUGGGUGAUAAUGUCUGAGAUUUUCCCAAUAAAUGUUAAGGGAGUUGCCGGUAGCCUGGUGGUCCUGGUGUGCUGGUUAGGAGCUUGGAUAGUUUCAUUUACUUUCAACUUCCUCAUAAACUGGAGUUCCUCAGGUACCUUUUAUGUCUACUCUGCAUUCUCUCUUUUGACCAUUCUAUUUGUAGCAAAGUUCGUCCCAGAAACAAAAGGAAAGACACUGGAAGAAAUCGAAGCAUCCAUCAACUCAUAGAGGAAGCUAUAGGAGGGAAAAUCAACAGAUAUCCAAUAAACAAUUUCUGGAGAAGAUCUUGGAUACCAGAGAAAGUUCCAGUCAUGACACAACAAGAAUAGCAGGCACAUCCAUAUGUUUUGUACCAGUACUCCGUGCUGCAUUGGUACAACACAUAUGCUAGAAAUUACUCCUGGGAAAGAUGAAGUAAAUGCUUGGCUUUGUUUGUGUCAGUGUAGGAUAACUAGGAUAAGAAGUUUGUUUUUCCCAUGUAUUAGCUGCUGUGUUUUAAGUUCUGCAUUGCUUUGUAAAAUGGCUCUCUUAACGAGGGGGAGCUUAUAAAUUGAUUUUGCCAGUUAAUUGAAGAUUUAUGAAUUGCAAAAUGCUCAAAGUAAUAACUCUUAACUUUGGAA